AUGGCGUCCCGAUUCUUUGCCGCCAGCGACAGCUCCUCGGACGAGUCCAGCGAGGAGGAGCUCUACUCCAACGACGAGGAGUCCGAACAGGAAGACAGCGACAAGGAUUCCGACGACGAGUCCGAUGACGAUGACUCUUCGGACUCUGGUUCAGAAACCGGUGCCAACCGCUUCUUGAAGGACGCCUCCAGUGACAGCGAGAGCGACGACGAGGAUGUGAACAAGGUGCUGAAGAGUGCCAAGGACAAGCGCUUCGACGAGUUGGAGGCGACGAUCAGGCUCAUUGAGAAUGCGCAGAAGAUCAACGACUGGGCUGUCAUUUCCGAACAGUUCGACAAGCUCAUCCGCCAGGUGCCAACUCUCACCAAGCAGAACGAUGGCAAGGUCCCCAAGCUGUACAUUCAGGCCGUUGCCGACCUCGAGACGGUUGUGGUCGAGACACACGAGAAGCAGAAGGUCACCCCCAAGAAGAUGAACGCUGUCAACGGUCGCGGGUUCAACGCUGUCCGUCAAAAGAUCAAGAAGCACAACCGCGACUUUGAGAAGGACAUCAACGCGUACCGGGAGAACAAGGAGGACUUUAUGCGCGAGGAGGAGGAGGUUACUCAGGCACCCAAGGAAAAGAAGAAGAAGAACAAGAUCCCUCAACUCGGCACCGAGGUCGUCGAGGAGGCAACUGACGAUGGCUUCAUCACAGUUGGAGCUGGUGGCAAGGCUGUCCUGUACACCGCUGAGGGUAUCCUCAAGCACUUGCGUGCGAUUGUCGAGCAGCGUGGUCGCAAGAACUCGGACAAGCUGGAGCACAUCCGGACACUGGAGAAGUUGUUCGACGUAGCCGUCAACGACUACCAAAAGGUCCGCGUUCUUUUGACUCUCAUCUCGACGCGCUUCGAUUUGACGUCUGGUACUGCCAGCCACAUGCACCAGGAGCAGUGGAAGCUUGCCGACCAAGAAUUCGGAAAGCUCCUCCAAAUCCUUGAGAACAGCAACGAAAUUGUUGUCAUUGAGAACGCCGAGGAAUGGGAGGACGACGACAAGCUACCCACCAUCACACCUGGCGAGAUCUUCCGUAUUCCAGGAAGCAUCGUCUCUUUCGUUGAGAGGCUCGACGACGAGCUCACUCGCUCGCUGCAGCACAUCGACCCACACACGUCAGAGUACAUUGAGCGGUUGACCGACGAGGCCCUGCUGUACGCUCAGCUCGUCCGCACCUUGGUAUACGUUGAGAGCAUGAAGAAGAACCCAAGCCUGGAACUUCCACAAGAUCCAUUGAACCGCAUUGUUAUGCGGAGAUUGGAACACGUCUACUUCAAGCCCUCGCAAGUCAUCACUAUCCUCGAGAACAAUGUUUGGAAGGCGAUCCCAGAGAACCUUGACUCUGAGAUCACCCCCCGCGCCAUCUCCAACGACACCGCCUCCCUCGUACAAACCCUAUGCACAUACUUGUUCCAGAACAGCGAGGGCAUCAUUCGUGCUCGCGCCAUGUUGUGCCAGAUCUACUUCUUGUCUCUGCACGACCAGUAUUACAAGGCUCGCGAUAUGAUGCUCAUGUCUCAUUUGCAAGAGACUAUCAGCAACUUCGACGUCAACACACAGAUCUUGUUCAACCGUGCAUUGGUCCAGGUCGGUCUCUGCGCUUUCCGCGCCGGUCUCGUCUACGAGGCGCAAACUUCGCUACAAGAGAUCUGCGGUAGCAACAGGCAGAAGGAGCUACUCGCACAAGGUCUGCAAAUGCAGCGAUACUCCCAGAUCUCGCCCGAGCAAGAGCGUCUCGAGCGUCAACGACAACUUCCCUUCCACAUGCACAUCAACCUUGAGCUGCUAGAGUGCGUCUACUUGACUUGCUCCAUGUUACUUGAGAUUCCUCUCCUCGCACAACUCGGCUCAUCACCAGACCUUAGGAAGCGGGUGAUUAGCAAGACCUACCGCCGUCUCUUAGAGUACCAUGAGCGCCAGAUCUUCACUGGCCCGCCUGAGAACACGCGUGAUCACGUCAUGCAAGCUUCGAAGGCACUCUCUGCUGGUGAAUGGAAAAAGGCAGCUGAGUUCAUCAACUCGAUUAAGAUCUGGGAGCUCAUGGCCGACGCGGAGAAGAUCAAGGACAUGCUGUCCUCGCAGAUCCAAGAGGAGGGUCUCCGCACAUACCUCUUCACAUAUGCACCCUUCUACGACACUCUCUCCAUCUCCACACUAGCGGGCAUGUUCGAGCUGUCAGAGCGCAAGGUUUCCGCGGUCGUCUCAAAGAUGAUCUCACACGAGGAGCUCGCUGCCGCUCUCGACCAGGUCAACUCGGCCAUCAUCUUCAGGAAGGGUGUUGAGUUGUCGAGACUCCAGACCCUCGCACUGAGCUUAUCAGACAAGGCAUCAGGCCUCAUCGAGUCGAACGAGAAGACGCUGGAGCAACGCACACAAGGUACCGCCAACGCCUUUGAGAGGCAAGGUGGACGCGGUAACCGCGGUGGCCGAGGAGGCGGCCGUGGCGGUGGUGGUCGUGGAGGAGGCGGACCAAGGGGUGGAAGGAAUCAGCAGUUCACUGGUGGUGCUUUGGGACGUGCCAUCCAGGCUUAG
Alternaria atra is the source of this 2568-nucleotide messenger RNA. RefSeq lists its product as uncharacterized. NCBI's taxonomy places the organism in Eukaryota, Fungi, Ascomycota, Dothideomycetes, Pleosporales, Pleosporaceae. Gene Ontology annotation, biological process: translational initiation. The record is from RefSeq and is a predicted model, not a curated record. The coding region runs from base 1 to 2568 and encodes 855 amino acids. The transcript is spliced from 4 exons. Gene Ontology annotation, molecular function: translation initiation factor binding; RNA binding; translation initiation factor activity. Gene Ontology annotation, cellular component: eukaryotic translation initiation factor 3 complex.